UUUACCGCAAUCGAAGAACUCCUUGUGUGUGUGUGUAUGAGAGGGUAGUCUUCGUUGAGGGAGCGAUCUGACCUAGAAGAUCAUUCGUUUGUGGCCUUUGCUGAUCAAGAUUUUCAACAGGGUUUUUUUAUAGAGAUCUUCUGGGUUUUAGAAGAAGAAGAAAUGGCUUCAAGAGUAGUUAUUCCUCAACAAGCAAGAGGUGAGGCAGUUGUCGGUGGUGGAGAAAACAAGCUGCACAAGAAGAACGCAGCCGCCCAUGAUGGGAGAAAUCGCAGGGCCCUUGGUGAUAUUGGGAAUAUGGUACCUACUACUGCUAGAGGAGUUGAAGGCAAACCCAGUCGCCCAAUGACAAGGAGUUUCCAUGCGCAAUUAGUCGCUAACGCUGAAGCCGCAAGAGCUGCUGAGAAGAACAAGAAACAGAUUUUGUUUCCUGAUGCAGGCAGAAGAGUUGAUGCACCAAAGGCCAACAACAAUCAAAAGAUUGUUAAUGUUAAGCCUAGGCCCGUAGAGGUCAUCGAUCUAUCCUCAGACUCAGAGGAGGUCAAGAAGAAGCAAGAUAAGCCUUUGAACAAGAAAAAGGAAGUAGAAGUUGAGGGAGGGGCCUUGAGAAAGAAAGCACCAACUCUUACUUCAGUCCUUACUGCUAGAAGCAAGGCUGCUUGUGGUAUGGCUAACAAGUCCAAGGCCCAGAUAGUUGACAUCGAUGCAGCGGAUGCAGACAACGAGCUGGCUGCAGUUGAAUAUAUUGAAGACAUGUACAAGUUCUAUAAGCUAGUUGAGAACGAGAGCCGCCCUCAUGACUAUAUUGAUUCACAGCCAGAGAUCAAUGAACAGAUGAGAGCUAUACUAAUGGAUUGGUUGGUAGAAGUUCAUACUAAGUUUGAACUCUCCCCCGAGACUUUUUACUUGACUAUCAAUAUAAUCGAUCGGUUCCUGGCCCUAAAAACCAUAUCAAGGAGGGAAUUACAGUUGGUGGGCAUUAGUGCCAUGCUAACUGCCUCAAAAUAUGAAGAAAUCUGGGCUCCUGAGGUCAACGAUUUCGUAUGCCUUUCAGACAGAGCUUACACUCAUGAGCAGAUACUAAGAAUGGAGAAAAUCAUUCUGGGCAAGUUAGAGUGGACCCUGACUGUUCCAACACCUUAUGUUUUCCUCGUUCGUUUCAUCAAGGCAUCUUUCCCUGGUGACAAACAAUUGGAGCAUAUGGUUUACUUUCUAGCUGAGCUUGGUAUGAUGCAUUAUGCAACCAUAAUGUAUUGCCCAUCAAUGAUAGCUGCCUCGGCAGUUUAUGCUGCUCGAUGCACCCUCAACAUGGGCCCUGUUUGGAAUGACACACUAAAGCUCCACACUGGUUUUACAGAGCCACAGCUCAUAGACUGUGCCAAACAUUUGACCAACUUGCAUUUAAUGGCUGAGAAAGCUAAGCUUCGGGGUAUCUACAGGAAGUACAUGUCUUCAGAACGAGGGUCAGUUGCUCUGCUGACACCGGCUAAAGCUCUGCUGCCUAUUCCUUGCCAUGAUGAUGCCACCGCUGCAUCUCUGUGAACAUUUUUAUUUGGGAUGAUCACAUUUACUUAUGUGAGAAAAUUACUUUAAGAGAACAUUUGUAUUCACUGUAUUUGUCUUCUUUUUUUUUGUUGUGUUACACAAAGCUAUUCGCUAUUCUUUGUGAUUUUUUUUAACUAUGUUAAAAAAGGAAGUUCAAUUUUAACUA
Humulus lupulus (European hop) is the source of this 1711-nucleotide messenger RNA. RefSeq names its product G2/mitotic-specific cyclin S13-7-like. Gene Ontology annotation, molecular function: cyclin-dependent protein serine/threonine kinase regulator activity. Gene Ontology annotation, cellular component: nucleus; cyclin-dependent protein kinase holoenzyme complex; centrosome. Gene Ontology annotation, biological process: mitotic cell cycle phase transition; regulation of cyclin-dependent protein serine/threonine kinase activity. The coding region runs from base 163 to 1542 and encodes 459 amino acids. The transcript has 9 exons. NCBI's taxonomy places the organism in Eukaryota, Viridiplantae, Streptophyta, Magnoliopsida, Rosales, Cannabaceae. The record is from RefSeq and is a predicted model, not a curated record.